Messenger RNA from Entrophospora sp. SA101, 492 nucleotides. The record is from the annotation of a GenBank genome assembly. NCBI's taxonomy places the organism in Eukaryota, Fungi, Glomeromycota, Glomeromycetes, Entrophosporales, Entrophosporaceae.
AUGGAAGGUGUUAGUAGCAGCAACAAUAAUGGCAGACCACCACCAACACCACUAGAUACUCUGGAACUUUUUGAAUAUCUGAAAAUAUUAUUAUCUGAAGAUAAUGCUGAGAUUCCAGAUUCAACUGAAUCAUCAUUGUCUCAUGAUAAUGAUCAUCAAUUAACUGUACUCAAUUUGGUACAAACAUGUAAUGAAGUGCAAAAUAGCCAUCUUUUAGCAGAAGGGAUGAUAUGUGGUUCAAGCUUAUUAGAAGAAAAUCCAGAACUUUAUAAGAAUAUUUGCAAAGAAAACAUUAAUUUUUAUACCUUUGAUGAUACUGAAUAUCAAGUUGAGCUUACAUUGGAUCAGAAAAACCUCAUAAAAGAAAUUGUUUUAAAUGGCAAUUUUAAUAUCAAAUUAAAUGAUCAAAAUCACUUGUUACAUUUAGCAAUGAUCAAUUUAGCUAAAGAUUUUAAAGAGAUUUGGGAAAUAAAAUCAUAUGACCUACUGUAA